Molecule: messenger RNA, 633 nt
Organism: Neopelma chrysocephalum (saffron-crested tyrant-manakin)
Lineage: Eukaryota; Metazoa; Chordata; Aves; Passeriformes; Pipridae
Product: eukaryotic translation initiation factor 3 subunit C-like
Exons: 3
Coding region: 22-288 (88 amino acids)
Biological process (GO): translational initiation
Cellular component (GO): eukaryotic translation initiation factor 3 complex
Molecular function (GO): translation initiation factor activity; translation initiation factor binding; RNA binding
Source: RefSeq, a predicted model, not a curated record
GUGCACGGCAUCAUCAGCAAGAUGAUCAUCGGGGAGGAGCUUAUGGCGUCCCUGGACCAGCCGACGGCGACGGUGAUGAUGCACCGGACGGAGCCGACGGCGACGCAGAACCUGGCGCUGCAAUUGGCCGAGAAACUGGGGAACCUGGUGGAGAACAACGAGCGCGUCCUCGACCAGAGACAGGGAGCCUACGGGGGGUACUUCCGGGACCAGAAGGACGGCGGGUACCGCAAGGGCGACGGGUACCUGAGACGAGGCGGCUUCCGGCAGGAGCGCGGCAACUACUGACCCACACCUGCCCCACGGCGGGGACCACCGGCCCCAUAGAUCCGUCACCUGCCCCACAGAUCCCUCACCUGCCCCAUAGAUCCAUCACCUGCCCCACAGAACCAUCACCUGCCCCAUAGAUCCAUCAUCUGCCCCACAGAACCAUCACCUGCCCCAUAGAUCCAUCACCUGCCCCACAGAACCAUCACCUGCCCCAUAGAUCCAUCAUCUGCCCCACAGAACCAUCACCUGCCCCAUAGAACCAUCACCUGCCCCACAGGUCCCUCACCUGCCCCAUAGAACCAUCACCUGCCCCACAUCGGGACCCGCCGUGGCUGAAAAUUAAUAAAUGAGUCGUUAACGAGG